AUGGAUCGCUCAUCGUCCUCACCCCGGCCACUGAAAAGGACGAGGAUAGCCUGCCUCGCCUGCAAGCAGAAGAAGCAAAGGUGCGAUGGCAUGCAGCCGGCUUGCGGCAAUUGCCUUCGAGCGAAACGAGAUUGUACUAUCGAGGAUCCUUCAUCAAAGAGACAGCUGCCGCUCAACUACAUCUCCAUCUUGGAGUCAAGGAUAGCUGAGCUUGAGAGGCUUCUAGGCCAGGUGCAUCCUGACCUCAUUCGCGACCAUAUCGAUGUUCAAACCCUCCAGGAUGAAUCGUCAGAGACUGCGAACAACAAUCAAGACCAUGAUCAAGACCAAUCCCCAGACCAAGAUGGGCUGGAGAACGGUUCGAGAGAACAUCUGUCCGCCCAUGACCCGAGCAAUAAGCCGGCCCUUCAACAGUCAGACAUCACAACGCUCUGCAUGAGUGCCGCAAGCGGCCAGAUGCUCUACUUUGGCGAGACCUCGGGCCUUGCGCUGAGCAAGCUUCUGGGCACCAUCUUGGGGGCAGUGCGGCUUCAAGCUCCUGGCCUCAGCCUGUCGGGCCCUCGGAACAGCGUGCUGCAAGGGCUGCCCAAACCACUGCCGGCCUCACUCCCGGAGCCCACAUUCGGCGGGUUGCUGGUCGAUGCGUACUUCCAGCAUGUCCACCCCAUGUAUCCCUUCCUCCACCGGCCGACGUUUCGGUGUUGGGAGUCCCAGGUCCGGCAGGCUCUCAGCGAGGGCCGCACGCCUGAUCCGGCCCAUCACUUCUUCGUCUACAUAGUCCAUGCCAUCGGCGCGCUCAUCAACCCGGCUUUCAGUCCGUGUCCUGCGGAGUGCCUGUAUGCAUCAGCAGAGCUGUACCUCGAGCGCUUGCUGGGUUAUGAGAGCCUCGAGUCUGUGCAGGCGAUCCUGGCGUGCGCCAUGUAUUCGAUGCGCUCAACCACUGGCGCUCCUGUUUGGACCCUAUCGGGGAUCGCACUACGACAAUGCACAGAUUUGGGCCUGCACCGCGCCUCAACGCGGAUAGGCACAGAUGUUGGCAUUCUCCAAGACCAGCUGCAGCGUCGAGUCUUCUGGGUCGCGUACAAUCUCGACCGUAUCGCUGCGAUAUCGACAGGCAGGCCGUUCGGCAUCGCGGAGGAUGACAUUGACGCAGAGUACCCACUGGACGUCGAUGACGAGGACAUUGAUGAAUACCAGCUUCUCGCCAACCCGCGUACCCAUCACUUGGAGCCGCCCACGCUCAUGUCAGUGGCUUUGCACAAUCUCCGCCUGCGACGCAUCUGGGGCGACAUGAAAUCCCGCAUCUUCUGCGUGCAGACGCCGUCACCGCCGCACAGUCACGCCAGCACCGAGCUCAAGGCGCGGCUGGACAGCUGGCUUGUCGAGUGUCCUCGGGCCGCGAGCCGCGACCAGAUGAGCGGCGUGCCGUACGGGUCGUACAAGUGGCACCUGUUGACAUACCACCACUCGGUCAUCCUCUUCCACCGGCAGUCCCUCGUCACGCACUCGCGCGACGGCUACCCGGACUCGCCCGAGAUGACAGCCGUCUACCUCGAGUGCGCCAAGUCGGCCACGAUCCUGUGCAACCUGUACAAGGAGCUCUACCUGGGGCCGGGCCUGAGCGGCAACACGUGGGGCGCGCUGCACAUUCUCUUCCUCGCCGGCCUGACCUUCGUCUACUGCCUCUGGGUCGACGCUGGCUGCCGCCACGUCCACCGCCGCGACGCCAUCUCUACGGGUACUUCGUGCACCGUGUCCCUGGUCAUCAUGGCUGAGCGAUGGCCCGCCGCGCAGCCUUUCCGCGACGCCUUCCUGGCACUUUGGGAAGCAACACAGUCCAUGCUUGUUGAGCGGGAAGACGAGCAGAGAAACCCGGCGCAGGCGUCGAACCCUCACCCACUUCCCCGGCUGCCAAUAAUUAGGCCCAACUCAGAUCCCGCCAUGACCCAGCAUCUGGCCCAGAUCAAUGGCAUGGGCACGUGUUUCACCUCAGAGCAUCUGCUUUCAGAAAUGGUUCGACAGUAG
Messenger RNA from Microdochium trichocladiopsis, 2025 nucleotides. RefSeq names its product fungal-specific transcription factor domain-containing protein. The record is from RefSeq and is a predicted model, not a curated record. Gene Ontology annotation, molecular function: sequence-specific DNA binding; DNA-binding transcription factor activity, RNA polymerase II-specific; zinc ion binding. Lineage: Eukaryota; Fungi; Ascomycota; Sordariomycetes; Xylariales; Microdochiaceae. The coding region runs from base 1 to 2025 and encodes 674 amino acids. The transcript is spliced from 7 exons. Gene Ontology annotation, biological process: positive regulation of transcription by RNA polymerase II; DNA-templated transcription.